This is a messenger RNA of Nicotiana tabacum (common tobacco), 660 nucleotides long. Lineage: Eukaryota; Viridiplantae; Streptophyta; Magnoliopsida; Solanales; Solanaceae. The record is from RefSeq and is a predicted model, not a curated record.
AUGAUUACUGUGAGAACUGUCAUGGCUAUUGCAGCUCUUAAGCAUUGGCCUCUUUUCCAGAUGGAUAGCAAACAUGACUACUCAUUAUUCACUAAAACUACUAAUGGUGCUUUUGUGCUCAUACGUGUAUAUGUAGAUGAUUUUCUUGGUACAAGUAAUGAUUUGGCAGAGAUACAAUCAGCCAAAGAAGCUCUGCACAAAAAUUUUAAGCUAAAAGCUCUUGGAGAACUAAGAUACUUUCUAGGUAUUGAGUUUGCUAGAUCAAGUGAGGGCAUCAUAAUGUCACAAAGAAAGUACACCUUGGAGAUGAUAUCUGAAGCAGGACUUUCAGGUUCAAGGCCUAAAGAAUCUCUAAUGGAACAACAUCUAAAGCUAACUAGUGCAGAAUUUGAUGAGCUAAUAAAGACAGAAAGUUCUGAUGAGUGUUUUAGUCAGUUUGUGCAUGCACCAAAAAUGUCACAUUAUGAAGAAGCUCUACAUGUAGUGAGGUAUGUCAAGAAUCAACCUGGACUUGGACUCUUAAUGUCAAGAACUGGUGUAGAAGAAAUUGUGGCAUACUGUGAUUCAGGUUGGGCUUUAUGCCCCACGUCUAGGAAAUUAGUUACUGGUUUCUGUAUCAAGCUAGGAGCAUCACUUAUCUCCUGGAAAGAAAAGAAGUAG